UCAGGUGCUGACCGCUUCGUUAACGUUAUUGAGGACAUGACAGGGUCCAGACCUUCAGUUUUCUUCAAACAUUGUUGGAAAUACGUAAUUCCUCUGCUGUCUCUGAUGUCCAUCAUCUUGUACCUGGUUGAUUACCAACACCUGAAGGUGAACAACGUGUACGUUUACCCUGACUGGGCGUACGCUCUGGGGCUGACCAUGACUCUGUCCUCUGUUCUGAUGGUCCCGCUCUGGGCAGCUGGACAGAUGUUUAAGACCCCAGGAACUUUCAGACAGGUUGGAGCCCAAUGA
Molecule: messenger RNA, 291 nt
Organism: Nothobranchius furzeri (turquoise killifish)
Lineage: Eukaryota; Metazoa; Chordata; Actinopteri; Cyprinodontiformes; Nothobranchiidae
Source: RefSeq, a predicted model, not a curated record